Molecule: messenger RNA, 615 nt
Organism: Lolium rigidum
Lineage: Eukaryota; Viridiplantae; Streptophyta; Magnoliopsida; Poales; Poaceae
Product: gibberellin 2-beta-dioxygenase 3-like
Exons: 1
Coding region: 1-615 (204 amino acids)
Biological process (GO): gibberellin catabolic process; response to light stimulus
Source: RefSeq, a predicted model, not a curated record
AUGGAGCUGAUGGCAGAAGGGCUGGGGAUGCAGGACACAGGCGUGUUCAGGGGCAUGGUCCACAGGGACGGCAGCGACGAGCUGCUGCGUGUGAACCACUACCCGCCGUCGCUGCGCCCGGAGGCGGUGGGCGGUGGCUCCACGGGGUUCGGCGAGCACACGGACCCUCAGAUCAUGUCGCUGCUGCGCUCCAACUCCAUCCCCGGGCUGCAGAUCGCGCUGCAGGACGGCAGCUGGCUCCCCGUCCCGCCCGACACAGAGUCCAUCUUCGUCAACGUCGGCGACGCCAUGCAGGUUCUGACCAACGGGAGGUACAGGAGUGUGAGGCACAGGGUGGUGGCAGAGGCCGGGGAGGAGGUCCGGUCGAGGCUGUCGAUGAUAUACUUCGGCGGCCCGGCGCCGGUGGAGAGGAUCGUGCCAGUGGCUGGGGUGAUGGGGCCGCUGGAGCCGAAACUGUACAAGAGCUUUACGUGGGAGGAGUACAUGACGGCCGCAUACAAGACCAACCUCGCCACCUGCAGGCUGGAGCCCUUCCUGCUCCUGCAGCUCGGCGCUGAAGAAUCCCCCAAGGAUGCAAGCGAGUUGCUGCUGAAUGCUGCCACUGCUCCGCAGUAA